Histoplasma capsulatum G186AR is the source of this 345-nucleotide messenger RNA. RefSeq lists its product as uncharacterized. The transcript has 2 exons. NCBI's taxonomy places the organism in Eukaryota, Fungi, Ascomycota, Eurotiomycetes, Onygenales, Ajellomycetaceae. The coding region runs from base 1 to 345 and encodes 114 amino acids. The record is from RefSeq and is a predicted model, not a curated record.
AUGAAGUUCCUCGUUGUCUUCCUUACCUUGAUGACCGCCUCUGUGUGGGCAGUAGCAAUUCCAGCACCCGAGCCGGAGCCUGCUGUGGAAAACCCCAACCAGGGUGAAUUACGGAAUUACAGACCCGAGAUGCCGAAUGGGGAUUGGUUUAUGUCUUUGGUUACUUCGUUAAUCGCUUUCCGCAACUUGCGUUUUAACAAUUUGCCGUUGACAUCUUAUAUGGGAGAGAUUUCUCUUGAGUUUAUUUUACUCUCUUUUGGCCGAUGCAAGGGUGUGGAAUCCCCAGUUUCGCCAGAAUACCGCAGGGGUACCGACAGCAAUAAAACCCGAGGUUUUCUUCAAUAA